Diaporthe batatas is the source of this 4019-nucleotide messenger RNA. RefSeq lists its product as uncharacterized. Gene Ontology annotation, biological process: proton transmembrane transport; potassium ion transport. Bases 315 to 1178 code for a protein of 287 amino acids. Gene Ontology annotation, cellular component: mitochondrial inner membrane. The record is from RefSeq and is a predicted model, not a curated record. NCBI's taxonomy places the organism in Eukaryota, Fungi, Ascomycota, Sordariomycetes, Diaporthales, Diaporthaceae. The transcript has 2 exons.
GUUGCCGAAAAAAAUACAAUGCCAGCCAGGGCCCAGCUAGAUCCAGAUAGACUCGGACAUCCAGGCUUGCAUUGUGACGACAGCUUCUCGCAGGCCUCCCUCCCUCCCUCGCCGCCACCGGUUUUGUAGCCCGCUUUUGUUGACACGCCCAGUCGUCCGCAGCCAUGCCCUUCCUCGCCUAAAGAUGGAACACUUUCUCUGUGCACACAGGCUGGUAUCUUGAAUGAGCGAUUAGCUUUCUCGACCCAAUCUUCACAGUUUUUGGAAGUCAUCCCCCCGUCAGGUACAGCGCCGAACGCCACCCGCCGCCAAAAAUGCGCAUCUUCCUCCUCCCGAUAUCGACGCGUCGGACGCUUCUGUACGCGCACCGUAUGAAUGCGGCGACCGCAUCGCAGCAAGCCAAGCAAUCACUCCUCGAGAGAAUACAAGAGAAGGCGGCCAAGACCUGGGCCGGCUGGGAGCAGAAGAAGUCAGGAUGGCAGAAGACAGUGGUCGGCUAUGGGAAUGAGGCACUAAAGAGGAUCCCCUACGAGGAGUGGGCAUUGAAGUCCGUGCCGCCUCUGUCGACAAAGCGCAAGGACGACGAGCUGCGGGGCAACGACAAAGUAGAGGUCAUCUACCCCAGGAAGCUGGUAUCAGCCGACAAGGUUACCGAGGUCCUUAAUGCUCUGAGCACGGAGCGCGAAGCCUUGCAUCGGCGGAGGCUGCUCUGGUGUUUCGUCGGGAUGCCGAUCAGUGCACCGUUUGCAUUGGUUCCAAUUAUCCCGAACAUCCCCUUCUUCUAUCUCGUGUACCGUGCUUGGUCACAUUGGCGCGCCCUGGCCGGCGGAAAACACAUCCAGUUCUUACUUCAGAACAAACUCCUAAUCCAUACCCCGUCUCCCAAACUCGAUGAGGUCUACUCAGAGCAAGAGCCACCGCUGCCGUCAACUCCUGAAACCACAACCACGCCAGGGGAACCCAAAAACAAAAACCCAACGCUGCCGAAGGACGCCCAGCCGGAAGAUGGUGAAACGAUGUUGCUGUCCCAGUCGAACGGGAAGAUAAUGACGCAGGCUUUGGACCUGCCUCAGCUCGAGAUCGAGCUUGAGCGAGCGAUAUGGCAGGUGGAGACUGCCAUCGAGAAGCAGAAUGCCGAGCGCAGCGCCUCGAAGAAGGACGACCCGAAGUCGCAAUGAUUAAGGGUGGCCGAUAAUAUUAUGAUGUAGUAUGAGUCGGAGAUGGUGUCACGAUAGCGUGCGACAGGCGGGGAGGUCAAGCCGGCUGGCACCGUGCGUAUGGAGCUGGGACCUCCGGGUCGAAAUCCCACCCAAGUCCUCGUCUCGGGCGACGAUCUCCACACAAAUCCAAUUCCGCUUCUCAAUUCCCCUCCAUUCUCGCCCCCGACCGGCAUUGUCAGAUCUGACGGGCAAGGUAGUGCCCUCUUAGUGAAUCAAGCCCGACGAUGGUGAGGAACGUUGAGCAAACGCUCAAGAGGCUCAGGAUCAGGGCUAUCUGCAGCCUGUGCCGGGCGGAAGAGUUCUGCUGGAGCAGGGAAAAGUCACUCGCCGCCUGCCUCUCCACGUCGGAAAGCCAGCCGUGCCGAACGUCGCCGACCUUGACCACCCGGAACAUGGUGGCUGCCUCUGUGUUUGAUUCCGGAGUCGUCUCCACCGUGGUGAUGGCCAAGCUGGAGCCCUUUGCUGACGAAUCGCAGAUCUUGGUACAGAUCACCGUGCUGCUCGCGUCCUUUGGUGGGGGUAGUGAGCAGGCCGUCGUACGCUCAUAAGCAAUGGCAGCCUUGCGGCGCAGGAGCCGUUCCGUUGGGGUCUCGCUGGUCUUCCUUCUCACGGGCCUGAGUCUCGUAGAACGGCAGCUCUGUCUCCUGAGCCCCUUGUCACCGCAGCAGGUUGGGUUUAAAGGUGACGAGGCGCUCGGGGCGUACUGUUGUGCAGCUGCCACGAUCAGGGCUUGGAUGAUGUCGUCCUUGGCAGACAUUUCUGGGUAUCUCAUCCUGGCGGCGCCGUUUUGUGAAAGGGUUUGAGACAUGUUGGAUUGGGAUUGACUGGUCUGCAGCAUUGCAGAGGACGCCUGUGAGAGUGAUGAGGACGGUCGAGAAGAGUGAAGGAAGAGGCGGGGUUGAGUGAAGAGGUCGAGGGGCCGGGAGGAAGGGAUGAGCAAUGCUGUAUGAGACAAGUCACGAUACAAUGUCGCACUUUGUGACCUGUGGAAUUCUACCCUGGGGGCACGCAGGAAUGUGGAAUCCACAGCGGCCAAAAGGGAUCGAGGCCAUGCCCGUUUUGUUUUGUUUUUAUCACCCUUGGCCCGAAAUCUUGGGGAUGGCCGGGGCCAUCCGGGGCCAUCCUCCUUCGCGACAAUAUGUACAAGGUUUGGCGAAAGUGCACAAGAGGGUGGCCGGCUUGCCAAGUUCACCACGCAGCCCACACGCAGCCCACGUCGGCGCCCCAGAACGAUCGUUGGAGGGUCCACAGAAUGUCUCAGUUAAGGGGAAGGUGGCUUCUGCCACUCCCUGUCAAGACGCUCAUCACAUAACCUAAUUUCGACUCGACGGGCCAGAUUAAUCUAUUCAGAUGACGGGCCGCCUUUCAAUCUCGGGGGUGAACUCCCCUGGCCGGGGUUAUCUGCUGUGUGCGCACUGGCCAGCUCUCGGUCCCAUUCACCACUUGGACAGUCCAAUGCAUACAUGUAUUUGUGCUGACCGGCUGCACGCACGCAGGAUGCUGUCAGCAGCAUGGGCGCACGCAGCCAGGCAGUCAGGCUGCACAGCAAGAGCUCUCUGGUGCUGAUUGCCGUUGGAUACUGUGGUAAUAAGUCGGUCGUACCCCCCCGAAUCCCGAUGCAUUCCUGACGCUAGACCUCACUGAUUGAUGGCCACAAGUACGGACCUCUUCUCACCGCCCACCGAGCUCCAGCGAUCCCGACAGGUGGGUGCUGCAUCAGUUUGACAAACCACUGGUCCCAGAUGCGGAGCCCACCCCCCAGCACCGUGCUCGCCUGGUCCGUUGGCCCCAUGCCGUCGAAUGCCGUUCUGGAUGCGGGUGCUAUCCGGGGCCACGCCCGGCAUGAUGAGUGCUCUCAAGGGCAGGCCGGCAUGUCUUGGGAGCAACUAUGAUGAGUAUGAGGCGAUAGGCGUUGGAACACCCCUUUUGCGGCUCGAUAGAUAAGAGCCGACCGUCUCGGUGAGGACACGGCACAAUGGCAACGUCCUUAUCUCGCCCUCAUGCACCACGUGGGUGCUGCCGCCCUGGUGAGGCGAGUCAAAUCUGGGCCCAAAUCGAGGGUGUGAUCGUCGAGGGAGACCCUCAGCCGGGACGCAGGCCAAGGCCGUCUCCUAUUGAUCGAGCGGACACCCACGGUCCGGGACUGCCAGUCUGUCCGCGUCCACGGCCGCCCGAGGCCCGAAACAAGGGAAAUGGAUAUACUGUGUACAGGUAGUAUACACCACAAUCCCCUUCCCCCAGUUCGGCGAGACCGGAGGGGAAGUGCUUGGCCCCUCUAGAUAGGGCUGCCAGCGUAGCAGGCAAGAAUUGUGGUUUGCCCAGAGACCCACAAGCGUCUCCGCUUGAUCGCAAGCGGGAAUCGGCCCACUUGUGGUCUAAUUGAUACGUGUGUUUGGCUCUUGAAGGCGGCGUGUUGGAGACAGGAGCCAGCACAAAAGGGACAUGCGUGCACAGCGUGAGUGCGCGUGCAUCCGUUUUCCUGUGGGGCCCGAAGGUGCUCACGGCGUGAUCGUGCUCGGUCAUCGUCACCGGGGACCAAGGCGAUUAUUGGUGGCUUCAGAAGAGUCCCCUUGGUAUAGAAAGUGCACCGUAAUAAGCAUACAUCUUGCAGUGUGAUUACCGUUAUAAGCCCCGGUUCCCAGUAGUUCACUCGGUCACCGACCAGCACAAGUGAUAUUUACUGGUUUCACCUCUUUUUGAGAGGUCACUCGUGUAUAGCGUGGCAGGAACGACGUAAGGCAGUCUCCACGUAGAAGGCAUUUUAUGAUAGUUCUUAAAGUUGAACACACUCUCAAGCUG